CAUAAUUUUGUUUUUGCAAUUCCUAUCCAUCAGAGAGAGAGAGAGUGGUUUCAGUUUAGCCAUGGCGACCAGAGCAUUCCUCGCCGUUAUAUCUUCUUCUCCGAAUCGUUGCUUCAUCACUCCGCGCAUGAUAAAAAACCAAGCUUCAGCUUUUUCUUCUUCCUCUUCUUCCUCAGCUCUCCAAUUCCAAAGACACAGUAGAAAACCCCACAGAAUUUCUCGAAGUUUCUCGUCUGAGACAAACUCCUCUGUUCUUCAGCCGCCGGAUAUAUCCAGUCUGGCUAAGACAGCUCGAAUCUCUCUCACUCCGGCAGAGAUUGAGGAAUAUGAACCUAAAAUUCGUCAAGUCAUCGACUGGUUUGGCCAGCUUCAACAAGUUGAUGUUAACAGUGUGGAGCCAGCAAUUAGAGCAGAUAUGGAAGGUGGAAAUUUGCGAGAGGAUGCUCCUGAAACAUUUGAGAACAGGGAUAGUAUAAGAGCUUCCAUUCCAAGCUUUGAUGAGGCAUAUUUAAAAGUCCCUAAAGUACUAAACAAAGAGUGACUUUGUCAGCUUCUUCGAGUUGUGUGGCUGGAGAGAUCAUUCUCAGCUCCAGUAAUUUGUUCCAGCAUCUGUGUUUUCUAAAAUUGUUUAGGAGAGAAAAGUAUGCCCUCAGAAAUUGUCUACAACAUUCAAGUUCAUGGCUCACAACAACCUUUGUAUAAGCUUAUGAUGAUGGGCCGAGUAGUUUGAAUGCGGUGCGUUUAAAGCCCCAUCGGUUAUGAACCCGGACCGAACAAAUUGCUCUCCAGUUUCAAUUGAUUGAUUUUUUUUUUCUUAUC
Messenger RNA from Eutrema salsugineum, 819 nucleotides. Its product is annotated as glutamyl-tRNA(Gln) amidotransferase subunit C, chloroplastic/mitochondrial. Gene Ontology annotation, molecular function: glutaminyl-tRNA synthase (glutamine-hydrolyzing) activity. NCBI's taxonomy places the organism in Eukaryota, Viridiplantae, Streptophyta, Magnoliopsida, Brassicales, Brassicaceae. Gene Ontology annotation, biological process: regulation of translational fidelity; glutaminyl-tRNAGln biosynthesis via transamidation. The record is from RefSeq and is a predicted model, not a curated record. Gene Ontology annotation, cellular component: chloroplast. The transcript has 6 exons. Bases 62 to 541 code for a protein of 159 amino acids.